Molecule: messenger RNA, 2028 nt
Organism: Durusdinium trenchii
Lineage: Eukaryota; Dinophyceae; Suessiales; Symbiodiniaceae
Source: the annotation of a GenBank genome assembly
AUGCUGUUCAUGUUUCCUUGGCAAAGGGGUCCAGUGCAAAAGGGUCCACUCACUACAGCACCGAGAGAUCCAUUCUCAAUGGAUCGAGCAGCUCUCACGUCACAUUGCCCGCCUGGCACAUCUCUCAGCCCAGCACCAACGUGGACGCGGCCGCCAGCAGCAACACUGGCACCGUGGACGCGCUGUGGACUGCAGCUUGGGAUGCUGACUUUGGCAGCCUUUCAAGGAUCAGGCUUGUUACCUCGAUGUCAUGCACGUCUUGCAACGUCCAAGUGGAAACGCUCCCGGGUCACGAGGCCCUCUGCGCAGGGGGUGCCGGAGGAUGCUCGUGCCCUGCUGCUGUUUUGGUUUGGCCCAGAGAUCUUCGAGGCGCCCCAACGAAUGAAUGAACUUGAGUACCUCCGUGCUCGCAAGAAGAUGUGGUACACCAGUGGUGGCAAGUACGACGAGGCCUCCAGACAGUUUCUGCCAAUGCUUCGGCAGUAUGAUGCUUCCAAAGAUGAAUGGCAGGAGGAGGGGUCAGACCAACUUCAGUUGGCCAAAGUGGUGCUGUUCGAUCAGAUCCCGUGGAAUGUUUUCAGAGGCACAUCUGAUGCCUUUCGCUAUGAUGAAAAAGCAUGUGCCGCCAGCGAGGUUCUGAUCGACAGUGAUUUCUCCCGCCGGUGCUCUGCAGCUGAGCUGCUUUGCAUCGUCCAACCGUUCGUGCAUGCAGAGGGUCCCGGAGAUUCCCGAGUACAACAUGCCAUUCACAUUUUGCAGAAGAACAUGCGCCGAUUUCCGGAAGAUGCUUCCAACAUGCUGUUUCAGGCUAUCCUCUCCCACGACGCCCACGGCCGGGUCUUGCGCACCUUCGGGCGGUACCCGCACCGGAACACGCUGCUGGGGCGCCGCAGCAGCCCGGAGGAGCUACAGCCAGAAAGGGCUGGAGAUGGAUCUUUGCACAGCAAGUCUUUCGCUCAUACAGACAAGGGAAUGUACUUCAUGGGCAUGACGCUGAUGAACUACAAGUCGGCCCCUUCUAACCAGCCAUGGAUCGAAUUGAGGCAUCCUCAGAAGCUUCGUUGGUCGCAGGGAUGCGGGGUGCUGCGUCUCAAGGCCGGAUUUGGACAAGACCCACCAAGCCCGGCCCCAGAUGGGAAGAAGGUCUUCUUGCCCGAUAUCCGGGGACCUCAAGACCUGGAGAUCAUCGUGCCCUUUUUGUCCGAAAACUCCAAACCGACGAAUCCAACGACGACAGUGACGGACGUGAACGCCGCCACGGUGCGCCUGCCACGCCUGUGGCGUCGAACGGCCGCGCUGCUACGCCACCUGGCACCGCAGAGCACUUCUGCAGGAGGAGGCCUUGUGAAGGCUGCUCAGGCGGGGGACAUCGCCAAGUGCCAAGAAGCGGUGGCGAAUGGUGCAGAUGUCAAUGCCAGAGAUGAGUUGGGCUACACGGCUCUCCACUGGGCGGCGAAGCAUGGGCUUUUGGAACUGUGCAAACUUCUGAGAGAGAAGGGUGCAGAACUGGAUGUCCGGUCCCAAUGGGAUGAAACCCCACUGAUCAUGGCGGCCAAAGCACAGAAGAGUUUGCCCACCUGCGAUUUCCUCGUGAGCGAAGGAGCUGACAUGCAGGCCAAGACCAACGACCGCACUGGAGCGAGGCGACGAAGACGAACGCGGUUUCCCCGCGGAGCGUCCAGCGACGCGGAGCCGGGGAAAGCGGUGCCGGUUCAGAUGGAACACCCAAGCAUUGGGGGCCAGGGUCAUUGGACACGCACCACGAACAACAGUGACCCCAUUGUCGAGGGCAUUUUUGACAGGAAGGUGGAUCCUCAUGGGGAGAACUACUCCUGGUUCUUGGUCCCGGAUGAGGACACACUUGAGAUGACCCUUGACAAGGACAAAUCUGAGGUCUAUCAGACUUUCAGCUAUGGGACCUUACUGUGGCCACGGCUCUUCAACGAUGACAUCCCUUUAGGCUGCUUGGCGAUUCGAAACGUCCACUCAUGUCCAACAGGAUGGCCACGACUAGACCGUAACAGGUAG